Molecule: messenger RNA, 3258 nt
Organism: Periconia digitata
Lineage: Eukaryota; Fungi; Ascomycota; Dothideomycetes; Pleosporales; Periconiaceae
Source: the annotation of a GenBank genome assembly
UGCAGACACCACUCCAGAGCUGGUGGCUUAGUCAUAGGUGUCUCCUUCCCUGCGCCCUUACUUGCCUGCCUCGAUGCUGCCUUCCAACCAUGUAAUGUCAUUGCCCGAGCAAGACGUCGCGGGGUACAUGUGCCUGCCUCUUUCCUCUCCUUCUUUGUUUUGCUCUUUACACGGCACUAUAUACAGCUUCUAAGGUCGCUCGACUCCCCUUCCCCCCCGCCACGAUUCUCCCUGCGGGCUAGAACCACACCGGUAGCCGAUGCCACCGUUGUCAGUCCAGUGUACCACCGCGUUGGCGAUCCGAACAACAUGUUCUCCAAGUUCGCGUCCGACUUAUCCAAAUCUUUCAAUUCCAACAUCAACACCAAUUAUACACUGAGCCCCGAGCCGACAUCGUUUUCUGGACCCUGGAAAAUCCACGAUGCUAAGAAGAAAUCCACGAAGAAGCCCGUGUCUGUCUUCGUAUUAGAACGGAAGGCACUAGACCCUCCGGGCGGGGGCAGUCUGAGUGGUCGAUCUUCUGGCGCGUCAGGCCUCAAGCGUGCACAGGAAGAGGUGGUGGAGAGGCUGAAAAAGGAGGCCAGCUCGCUGGCCCGCCUGAGACAUCCGAGUAUUCUCGAGUUGGUCGAGCCAGUGGAAGAGACACGAGGUGGGGGUUUGAUGUUCGCCACAGAACCUGUCACUGCUUCACUUGCUGGGUUGCUUCAGGAAAAAGAUGAGCAAGAAAAAGCCGGCGGAGUAGGAGGUCGUCGUAGUAGAUACGUGGUCGAGGAAACCGAUGGGCAGAAACGACGACGGGAAUUGGAAAUCGACGAGCUCGAAAUACAAAAGGGACUUUUGCAAGUUGCCAAAGGUCUGGAAUUUCUGCAUGAGAGUGCCGGUCUCGUACACGGAAACCUUACCCCCGAGGCUAUCUUCGUAAAUGCUAAAUCGGACUGGAAAAUAUCCGGUCUUGCGUUUUGCACCCCUCCCGAGAAUUCAACUAAGCCUACCUCUGUAACUCCGAUAUCCCUUUCUGAAGCCCUCAACCACGACGCGAGAUUACCCCCAUUCGUUCAGCUCAACAUGGACUAUACCUCCCCCGACUUUGUCAUGGAUGGAAAUAUUACACCCGCAGCGGAUAUGUUUUCGCUGGGAAUGCUCAUCAUCGCCUUGUACAACUCGCCACAUAGGAGUCCUCUGGAAUUCCACGGUAGCCAGUCUUCCUACAAGCGAGCCUUUUCUUCGGCUUCUUCAGUACCAAACAAGACCAACAAUUUCAUGUGUUCGCAAUCGAUGCCUCGCGACGUGGUGAAUGGGGUGCUGGACCGUCUCAUUACAAGACGCGCUGCCCAGAGAUUGAACGCGCAGGAAUUCCAACAAGCCCAAUAUUUUGAUAACAUACUUGUCUCCACCAUUCGGUUUCUCGACGCCUUGCCAGCCAAGACACCGAAUGAAAAAUCCCAAUUCCUGCGCGGUCUCCCGAAGAUUCUCAAAGAGUUUCCAAAAUCGGUGAUGGAGAAGAAGGUUUUACCCGCUCUGCUUGAAGAAACAAAAGACCGCGAACUUCUUGCGUUGGUGCUGCAAAAUGUUUUCAAAAUCAUUACGGCUUUGCCAUCGGGGAAGCGAGCUUUUACGGACAAGGUCAUUCCCAAGCUGCGAGAGACUUUCCUCACGCCUGCCAAGGGGCCCGCCCAAGAGCGAGAUAGCCUGAAGGAAGCUGGCCUCAUGAUCGUUUUGGAGAAUAUGAGCGUAGCCGCCGAGAAUUGUGGUGGUAAAGAGUUCAAGGACGAAAUCCUACCCAUCAUCAACUACGCCCUCGAAUCACCGACACACUCACUCGUUGACGCUGCGCUGCGAACAUUACCCGUGGUACUUCCCAUUUUAGAUUUUUCGACAACGAAGAACGAGCUUUUCCCCGUUAUUGCAGCCAUAUUCGCCAAAACGAGCAGCAUGGGUAUCAAAAUACGUGGCUUGGAAGCCUUCAAGACACUGUGUGGUGGCAACGAUGAGCCAGAGGGAAUCCAAGGUGACGGUUUGACUGGCAUGAUGGAGCAGCCAAAGGCGAAAACCAAUGUGUCGAUUUUGGAUAAAUACACAAUUCAAGAGAAGGUGGUUCCGCUGCUGCGAGCGAUUAAGACAAAAGAGCCCGCUGUUAUGAUGGCUGCGCUCGACGUCUUCAAAGCAAUUGGAAGCCAAAUCGACAGCGACUUCCUCGCAAUCGACGUGCUUCCGAUUCUCUGGCAAUUCAGCCUUGGGCCUCUUCUUAACCUUGGCCAGUUUCAGGCAUACAUGGCGCUCAUCAAAUCGCUUUCUUCGCGAGUGGAAAACGAGCAAAACCGGAAACUUCAGGAAUUGGGUGCAAACAAUGCAACCUCGACAUCUCGCAGCGAGUUUAUGAGUUUUGGCGGCUUGCCUGGGACGAGUGGGCUGGAGUCGAGCAACGGCGAUGGAGACGCUGGCUUUGAGGCUCUUGUGCGCGGGAACCAAGGAAGCAACGCAGGCUCGGAUAUGCUGGGUGGUGACCCAUGGGCAGCUGCUUCGUCGUCAGCGUCUUCAUCGACGGUGCUGCCUUCUAGACCGACCACUAACCGUGUAGGAUCGAGGAACGCGUCUCCGGCGGCAGCCUUCUCCUGGUCCAGUCCUCCCAUAUCACCACCACCUCCCAAUCUGGCCACACCUUCGGUUGGUGCAACCAGAGCCAUCACACCCGAUAGCACGCUGGGAUCGCUCAACUCGUCAUUCCCGGCCAUGACUCCCCUGAACCCAGGAAUCGGGUCACCACUAUCUCAGUCGCAAGCAAAACCCUUGGGUAUGGGCGGGCUGGCAUCGCCCUCGAUCAUGCCCUCGUACACGCCCAAUGCGGCAACAUCGGGAAUUGAUUGGACCAAGGCAACGACGAGCAGCUCCAACCUGACGAGCAAUCCAUGGGGCGCCUCAAGCCCAGCGAGCACGCCAGGUGGUGUUUCAAGUCUCUCAAACAUGCAGCCCCAUCAGCAACAGCAAGCGGGCAAUCCAUAUUCGGGCUUCAGCAUUGCGCCUCCCCCAUCCAAGGCAGCAACGGGAUCCUUCAAUAUUGCGGCGCCGGCAAGUAGCAAUAGUUCUUUCAGCAUUGCGCCGCCACCGAUGCAGACGAGAAUAGGCAGUGCCAGUAGCGGACUCAGCAUGAACAACAUGGCACAGAGGCAGAAGCAGAAUCAAACCCAGCAGCAGCAGCAGCAGCAGCAGCCGGUAGCAAAUGCAUCGUGGAAUAGCAGUGGUGGGGAGAGUUUGAUUUAG